AAAUUAUUUUAUUAGCAUUCGAUUAUAAUAAGCCUCCUCCCAAGUUUGAGGAAUCGAAGCAGAGAGGAGAGGAAGAAGGACAAGCAUCUCACUCACUGAGUUGGGUUCUGCGUAAAUCUAUUGCUUGGUCUUGAGGCAUGAUUUUGUGAUUUCAAUCAGUACAACAUUUAUGCUCUGUCGUCGAAAGAUUAUUGUGGUUCCUCAGUUCCUGACAAGUUAGCAAGGUGAAUUGGUUUAGCACAGACAGACAGAAGCAAAAUAUAGCCAUCACUGUCAGUCUCAUUCCUAUGCAAAACCAAAACACUUUAUUGCUGCGUACUCUAAACCACCACAGACGUCUCCUGCACUGCACACAAUCCCAAUCCCAACUCUUUCGCAGACCAAUUAGACCAAGCACAUGCAUAUCGCUGAUAAAGCAAUGCAACACCCUUCAGUCCCUCAAAGCUGUCCAUGCCUCUAUCCUCAGAACCUACCUUCACUUCAAUAUCUUCUUUUGCACCAACCUCAUUGCCCACUAUGCCUCUUUGGGAUCAACCUCUCACGCCUAUACCCUCUUCUCUGCCUUCUCUUCCUCUGACGUUUUUCUUUGGAAUGUAAUGAUCAAAGGCUUUGUUGACAAUGGCCUGUACAACAGAGCCAUUGCUUUGUAUAGUCAAAUGUGGGAAUUGGGUGUUCACCCGGAUCACUUUACAUUCCCUUUUGUUCUUAAGGCUUGUGGUUAUGUUUGUGAUCAUAAGGUUGGUGUAAAGGUUCAUGGAGAUGUGAUUCAAUGUGGUUAUGCGGCAGAUUUGUUUGUAGGCAAUUCACUCAUUGCACUUUAUGGUAAACUGGGGCAGAUCGAGGCUGCAAGAAAGGUGUUUGAUAAAAUUCCUGACCGUACUGUGGUUUCCUGGAGUUCAAUGAUUGGCGCGUAUGCGCAAAAUGGGCAUUUUGAGGAAGGAUUAUUUUUGUUUGUGAUGAUGUUGAAUGACAGAUUGAGACCCAACAGGGCUGCAAUUUUGAAUGUGAUGGCUUGUGUUUUAAGAAGCAAGGAGGCUGAUGAGGUUUGUGCAGUCUUGAUAGAUAAUGGACUUCAGUUUGAUAGAUCUGUUCAAAAUGCUGCAAUGCAGAUGUAUGCACGCUGCGGAAGAAUUGAUGUUGCUCGAGGUUUCUUUGAUGGAAUCAUUGAUAAAGACUUGGUGAGUUGGGCAUCCAUGAUUGAAGCAUAUGCGCAAGUUAAUUUGCCUCUUGAAGCCUUGGAGCUCUUUAAAAGUAUGAUGGUGCAAAGGAUUCGCCCUGAUUUGGUGGCACUUUUGAGUGUGAUUCGCACUUGUUCAAAUCUAGCAUCAUAUAAGCAAGCACGCUGGAUUCACGGAGUUGUUAUUCGUUCCUUUUUUGGGCACCAUGUCACGCUUGAAACUUCUCUAGUUGAUCUAUAUGUAAAAUGUGGAAGUUUGGUAUAUGCUAGAAAAGUUUUUGAUAAGAUGCAAGAAAGAAAUAUAAUAUCGUGGAGCACCAUGAUUUCAGGAUAUGGGAUGCAUGGUCAUGGAAGAGAAGCAGUCAACCUCUUUCAUCAGAUGAAGGCUCUAACAAAACCAGACCACGUUGCAUUUCUAUCAGUGUUGUCGGCAUGCAGUCAUGGUGGUUUGAUUGCCGAAGGAUGGGACUGCUUCAAUUCUAUGGGUAGGGAUUUUCACAUCACACCAAGACCCGAACAUUAUGCAUGUAUGGUUGAUCUGUUGGGUCGAUCUGGUCGACUGAAUGAAGCCUUUGAGUUUAUUGAGAGAAUGCCAGUAAGGCCAGAUGCUGGUGUUUGGGGAGCACUUCUCGGGGCAUGUAGAAUUCAUUCAAACAUAGAACUGGCAAAAACUGCUGCAAAGAAUUUAUUUGAAUUGGAUGCGGAGAACCCAGGUCGAUAUGUCCUCAUGUCCAAUAUUUAUGCAUCUUCUGGUAAACAGAAGGAUGCUGAUAAAAUUAGAGAUUUAAUGAAACAAAGAGGAGUGAGGAAGGUUGCUGGUCAUACUGGUAUAGAGAUUAGAAACAAGGUCUACACAUUUGUGGCUGGAGACAAGUCACAUGCUCAAUCUGAUUUAAUCUAUUCAGAGUUGGAGAAAGUUAUAAACAGGAUUCGGCAAGAAGGUUACAGGCCGGAUUUGAACUUUGUAUUGCACGAUGUGGAGGAAGAGAUGAAGGAAACAAUGUUGUAUGUGCAUAGUGAGAAGCUUGCAAUAGUUUUUGGACUUUUAAAUUCAGGACCAGGAAGUGUUAUUAGAAUUAAUAAGAAUCUUAGAGUCUGUGGGGAUUGUCAUACAGCUUCCAAGUUUAUCUCUAAGGUUAUGGGAAGGGAAAUUGUAAUGAGAGAUGCUCAUAGAUUCCACCAUUUCAAUAAUGGUGCAUGCUCUUGUGGGGAUUAUUGGUGACAUUGUCAUAGAAGGUCAAUAUCUGGUCCACAAACUCUCAAUAAUAUUACAACAUUGCUGGUCACAACAUCUGGUACCCUCAUUACCAUCUGUUUUGUUGUCGUUAAAUCUUGAUUUAUUUUCUCUUUCAACCCGGAGAACAUAAAGCGCUGGUGAUGAGUGUGCAACGCUAAUCCUAUAAUCACGACCAAGUAAAUCAUCGACCUGUUCAUGAAUUAUCAGGAAGAGUUCGUGACACUCUUUCACACCAUCUAGUUCAUCAACUGGUGGUUCUUCCAGAAAACUGGAUUUUCAUGUGUAAAGACAAAUGAGCUUUUGUAAUCCAGUCUGGAAUGAUUUUGAUCUGUCAUCGAAAAAAAACAAAUGAUUUUGAUCCUGGUAGUGCCUUAAACUUCUAUGUGGAAAAAUAUGUGGAAUUUGGAGGUGAUACAUUCUUGAAAAUGACCGUUUAAAUUCAAUGUCAUUUUCAAAUUUCCAAAAGAAUAAACUGCAAGAAAAGAACAAGAGCACGCUUACAGCCAUUGCCACUACCAACUACAAUGUCUUUUCCGACCUGCAUGACUACCAGCGUCACAAUCCCUCCCCUGCCAAAGCUACUUUUCCCUACUGUUGUCACUGCUUUUGCAUUUAUUCUGAGUUUGGUUUGAACAAUGUCUAUUUUACAUUGAACGCUAAAUUAUCUUCAUUUUGUUUCAGAUUGUAGUAAGCCGACUCCUAGACUCACUGUUGCAAAUGCUCCCCAUGCUAUUGGCACAUUAUCAGUAGCCUCAUUGAAGAAGGACGACUAAUAUUGGCUCCUGCAGUGAUGACAAGACAAAUAUUGGCUCCUGCAAUGACAACAUUGCUCAGGCCUCAGGCCAAGAUAGUUGUAUGCAUAUCCCAAAUUGAAUCAGAGUUGGGGGAGCCUCUUCCUCAGUUUGUUUGUCGUGGGUGUUUGAGCCGUAGUUUUGGCAGUGUUAACCUGUGAAAAGAACUGUUCUGGCUAGUGUAUACCAGUUUAUCACAAAUUAUAUAUGGCCAAUCGACUUGCACAAUUUACAUCUCGGAUUCAGAAAUGUGGAGUCUUUCAUCAUUGUAUACAUAAUUAAAUAUUAGUCUCUUUUAUCAAAAAAAAUAAAAAUAAAUA
This is a messenger RNA of Rosa rugosa (rugosa rose), 3525 nucleotides long. Its product is annotated as pentatricopeptide repeat-containing protein At3g26782, mitochondrial-like. The record is from RefSeq and is a predicted model, not a curated record. The coding region runs from base 288 to 2399 and encodes 703 amino acids. Gene Ontology annotation, molecular function: zinc ion binding; protein binding; RNA binding. NCBI's taxonomy places the organism in Eukaryota, Viridiplantae, Streptophyta, Magnoliopsida, Rosales, Rosaceae. The transcript is spliced from 5 exons. Gene Ontology annotation, biological process: RNA modification.